AUUGCCAACUCAGAAUGUAAUGGGUGAAGAUUCUAUAAAAGAAAAAACUUGGGGAUACUUGAUGGGCAAUGAGGUUGGAAUGAUUGGAGUUUGUGGGCUUGGUGGAGUUGGAAAGACUACUAUUAUGAAAAACAUCAAUAAUGAAUUGGUGAGACAGACUAAGUUUGAUAAACUGAUUUGGGUCACUAUAUCUUACCCACUUGAUGUAAUCAAAUUACAAGAUAAUAUCGCUCGUGUUAUUGUUGUGGCUGAUAGACAAGGACUCCCAAAAAAUGAGGUUGGAAUGAUUGGAGUUUGUGGGCUUGGUGGAGUUGGAAAGACUACUAUUAUGAAAAAUAUCAAUAAUGAAUUGGUGAGACAGACUAAGUUUGAUAAACUGAUUUGGGCCACUGUAUCUUACCCAUUUGAUGUAAUCAAAUUACAAGAAAAUAUUGCUCGUGCUAUUAUUGUGGAUGAUAGACAGGGACUCCCAAAAUGUGGGGACAAAGAGAGGCGGGCGGCUGCAUUGUUGAGCAUUAUGGGCAAAGUAAGAUAUGUGCUGAUAUUAGAUGAUGUCUGGGAAGUGUUUGCUCUAAAUGAGGUGGGAGUUCCAGAACCAACAAUUCAGAAUGGGAGCAAAAUAGUCAUCACUAGUAGAUCCAUUGAUUUGUGCAAAAGAAUGGGCUGUGAGAUAGUGAAAGUGGAACCUCUUUCAUUUCAGGAGUCUCUUAACUUAUUCUUAGAUAAAGUUGGGCGUCAUGUUCUACAAGUACCAAAUUUAGAAGGAAUCUUGAAGCUCAUCGUGGAGGAGUGUGGUGGCUUAUCGCUGGCAAUUGUUGUGAUAGCAGAGAGUAUGAAGGGAGAAGAUGAUGUUGAAGUGUGGAAGAAUGCCUUAAAUGAAUUACGAGAACAAGUAAAGAGUGUGAUUGGUUCGGAUCAAAAGAUAUUUGAAAAGUUAAGCACAAGAGAAUUGAUAGAAGGGUGGAUUGGCGAAGGACUAAUUGAUGGGUUGCCAAGUAGAAAAGCAACUUAUGAUAAGGGCUAUGCCUUUUUAAAUAAGCUUGUAAAGAAUUGCUUGUUAGAGAAAACUGUGGAUUUGGAAGGUGAUGUUUUUAAGAUGCAUGACAUAGUGAGAGACAUGGCUAUCAAAAGCAUUGAUCCUGAAUUUGGCCAUAUGAUAAAAGCUGAGAUCCCAAAAUCCUUCUUUGAAGGGAUGCUUGAACUAAAGGUUCUUGAUCUUUCUCAAACUAAAAUUGAAGUUUUACCUAAUUCCAUCUCAAAUUUGGAGAAGCUCUCUUCCCUGAGGUUAAAAUGGUGUACGAGGUUAAGGUACUUGCCUUCUUUAGCAAAGCUCAGGGUAUUAAAGAAGUUGGAUCUGCGUGGUUCCAGGAUUGAGGUGGUCCCUCAAGGCAUGGAGAAAUUGAUUAGUCUGGAAUAUCUUGAUUUAAGUUAUUGUUACAAUCUAAAAGAGAUUCCAAUGGGAAUCUUAUCAAACCUUUCCAAUCUCCAAUACUUUUUAGUUUAUGGAAAAUUGAAGAUAAAAAGAGUAGAGGUUGUGAGAUUGAGCAAGUUGGGGGCCUUUGAAGGUGUAUUAGAUGACAUACAAGGCUUCAAUUAUUUUGUCAAGUCUAAAGACUUCCAAAUUCUUACUGAUUACACGAUUGUAGUAGGAGCACCAUUCUCUACUAUGAUGGAGAUGAUUGACCGAAAGAAACACAUGGUUAAUAUUAAUAAUUGCAACUUAGGAGAAGAAUGUAUAGUGCUUCCAGAUAACCUUCAGAAUUUGGUGAUCGAUGGGUGUAAAAACAUGAGAAGCAGCUUAAAUAAAGCAGCUUUGUUAGAAAAGGCAACCGAGUUGAGUUACUGUGGUCUUAGGUAUUAUGAAGAUAUGGAGUGCGUGGUUGACUUGGAUUUAUCCUCUGUUCAGUAUUGGAUAAGCUUGAAGAGCUGUACCUUUGGGGAUUGCCUAAAUUGAGUGUACUUGUGAGAGUGGAAGGAGUAGCAACACCACCGCGCGUCUUUUGAAAUCUUAAAAGGCUUCGUAUUUGGUUUUGUUCAGGAAUGGGGAAGUUGCUUCCACUUGAGCUGCUGCAGGUCUUCCAAAGCUUAAGAGGAGAUUGAUGUUUAUUCGUGCGAACAAAUGAAGCAGAUAAUAGCAU
Messenger RNA from Rubroshorea leprosula, 2138 nucleotides. The record is from the annotation of a GenBank genome assembly. NCBI's taxonomy places the organism in Eukaryota, Viridiplantae, Streptophyta, Magnoliopsida, Malvales, Dipterocarpaceae.